GAGAUCAUAGCAAAGUCGGUUAACUCACCAGCGAUCAUAUAUCCGCGGAAGUUAGGGUUAGGGUUCCGAUCAUCUCCACAACAAUACAAUUCAAAGCAACAAAAACUACUUCAAUCCCCAAAUUUGCAAAAAGAAACCUCCCAAAAAUGCAUCCUAAAUCGCACCAAUUCUUCGUCCAAUUGCCGGAGCUCCAAAUCCCCUCCCAAUCCGUAACGGUGUCCUCCGCCGCCACCCAUAACGAAAUCCACUCUCUUUCCCAUCUCAAACGCUCUCUUCUCCCCAAAUCACAAUACUCAUCCUUCUUCUACUUCACCCUCAAUGGCAAAACUCUCCCCGACGAAACCCUUCUCUCCAGCUCCCAAAUCCCCCCAUUCUCCAACCUCCUCCUCCGAUCUCGCCUCCUCGGCGGCGGAGGGGAUGGCGGAGCCACUGGCGCAGAGUCCCGCGAUUGCUACCUGAACAUGUACGCCGUCAAGAAGCCCGACAAGGUUGACCCGAACGAGCAGAGGCUGUCCAAGUGGCUCAAUUGCGCUCUCUCGAACGAGCCUCUGACAGAGCCCUGCGUCAUCGACAAGCUUGGAAACAUCUUCAACAAGGAAUCACUGGUCGAGGCCUUGAUCGGGAAGAAGCUCCCCAAAGAAUUCGGCCACAUAAAGGGCUUGAAGGACAUGAUCAAGGUUCAUCUCUCUGUGAUUCCUGGUGUUGGUAAUAUGGGUAGUGGUGCUAGGUUUCAGUGCCCGGUUGCUGGGCUUGAAUUCAAUGGAAAGUAUAAAUUUUUCGCCUUGAGGAAUUGUGGGCAUGUUCUGAGUGCCAAGGCGUUGAAGGAGGUCAAGUCGUCGACCUGUUUGGUUUGUCAUUCAGGGUUUCAGGAAGGGGAUAAGAUUCCUAUCAACGGGAGCGAAGAGGAGGUGGCGGUUCUGAGGGAGAAGAUGGAGGAGGAGAAGGCAAAGACAACGAAGGAGAAGAAGAGCAAGAAGGUAAAAAAUGGUGGUGGUGUUAAUGGGGAUGAUUUAGAAGGAUCGAGGUUGAGUGGUACCAAGCAUGGCAUUGAUGUUAAGGCUGUCGAAAAGGCUUCUGCUAAAGUUGAAGCUAAUAAUAAUGGUAAGGUUAGUUUGAAGGGAGUGAACGAUGCUUCUGCCGCUGCUGCAAAGCGUUUCAAGGCUUCUGAUUUGGCACCCGCCAAUGCCACAAAGGAGGUGUAUGCCUCCAUUUUCACUUCGUCCAAGAAGUCUGAUUUCAAAGAAACUUAUACUUGUAGAUCUCUCCCCCUUGGUAGAAACUAGAAACUGAUUAUCUGGUAUUAGUGGUGUACAAUUAUCUCCACUGUUCUGAUUUUGGUGUUCUUAAUUCUGCUUUGAGGUUACAGAAAAUGUUGGCUUUUGAUAUCUCACAUCAUGUGAACAGAGGCAGCAGAUAUUCAUUGAUCAUUGAAGUUACUUUUUUUUUCUAAGUCUGACUGUAAAAAAUAAUGUUUAUGGAAUGGAAAUGUUCUGUUGUGCAUUAUUAGUUA
This is a messenger RNA of Arachis stenosperma, 1510 nucleotides long. RefSeq lists its product as uncharacterized. Gene Ontology annotation, biological process: site-specific DNA replication termination at RTS1 barrier; mitotic DNA replication termination. NCBI's taxonomy places the organism in Eukaryota, Viridiplantae, Streptophyta, Magnoliopsida, Fabales, Fabaceae. The record is from RefSeq and is a predicted model, not a curated record. Bases 147 to 1283 code for a protein of 378 amino acids. Gene Ontology annotation, cellular component: nucleus. The transcript has a single exon.